CGGGCGCCCAUGGCGUUCGCGCUGCUGCGCCCCGUCGGCGCGCACGUGCUGUAUCCCGACGUGCGGCUGCUAAGCGAGGACGAGGAGAACCGCAGUGAGAGCGACGCGUCCGACCAGUCGUUCGGCUGCUGUGAAGGCCUGGAGGCGGCGCGUCGCGGCCCGGGUCCCGGGGGCGGCCGGCGGGCGAGCGGCGGCGCGGGCCCCGUGGUGGUGGUGCGCCAGCGGCAGGCGGCCAACGCGCGCGAGAGGGACCGCACGCAGAGCGUCAACACGGCCUUCACCGCCCUGCGCACGCUCAUCCCCACUGAGCCGGUGGACCGCAAGCUAUCCAAGAUCGAGACGUUGCGCUUGGCAUCCAGCUACAUUGCGCACCUGGCCAACGUGCUGCUGCUUGGCGAAGCGGCGGACGACGGGCAGCCUUGCUUCCGUGCGGCGGGCGCUGCCAAGAGCGCGGUCCCCGCCGCCGACGGCCGCCAACCGCGCUCCAUCUGCACCUUCUGUCUCAGCAACCAGCGCAAGGGGGGCAGCCGUCGUGAUUUGGGGGGCAGCUGCUUGAAAGUGAGGGGGGUACCGCCCCUCCGAGGGCCUCGGCGAUGAGCCUGGGUCCCUGCAGUGUUUACUCCAGGCAGAAUCCAAGAGAAAGAGACCAGGAGCCAUCACCUGGCUGGACAAGGGAGAAGAGUCCAGAAGCCAAAACCACUCCUGCCUUGUGUAGGGACUAACGGACAAUGGCCUGGACACAGGACCCUCAGGACAUCUCUGGCCCACCCUUGAGAGCCGUGAGGACCCAUCUAGCUAUCCAGGCCAAGCUGACCAGGGGCGAGGCAGAACUGUUGGAAAACCAAAGACUACUGGUGACAGAGGGUGUGUGUGUGUCUGUGUGUGAGUGUGGUGUGUGAGAGAAUUGGUGGAGUUAAAAUAAAAGUAUUUUUAAAUAAAAA
This is a messenger RNA of Nannospalax galili (Upper Galilee mountains blind mole rat), 941 nucleotides long. It is a transcript of the gene Tcf15, whose product is annotated as transcription factor 15. Gene Ontology annotation, molecular function: DNA-binding transcription factor activity, RNA polymerase II-specific; RNA polymerase II transcription regulatory region sequence-specific DNA binding; protein dimerization activity. Gene Ontology annotation, biological process: regulation of transcription by RNA polymerase II; developmental process. The transcript is spliced from 2 exons. NCBI's taxonomy places the organism in Eukaryota, Metazoa, Chordata, Mammalia, Rodentia, Spalacidae. The coding region runs from base 10 to 597 and encodes 195 amino acids. The record is from RefSeq and is a predicted model, not a curated record.